CUGAGUGUUACUGUUUGUGUCGCAAUUCUGCUAAUCAGGUCUCUCGCCAACAGUCUUGUGUACAGUGGCUUACUGAAAAGGCGCGGCGAAGAGGAUAGGAUAGCAACAUGGCUACCACAGCACAGAUGGCAGACGACUUAUACGCAAAGAAGAAGCACAAAAUACGCCGUGAUUUUCACAACCGGGAACAGCGUGAAGGAGAGAGCAUUUCGGAGUUCUACAAGGAGCUAAUGUCGCUUGCAUCAUCGCACGGGGACAUUCCUAAUGAAGCUAUAUGCUCCACUUUCAUUCGGGGACUCCGCGAAGAAUGGAUCUCCAUUGAACUUGAGAAGAUGAAGGGCCCUGAUAUAGACACACUUUACAAGAAGGCCAUUGAAUUGGAGGCUGAAUCACACCGUGGAAGAGAAAUGAGUCAAGGUAUUCCGGCGACAUCUGAACCGUCACAAGUACAACAGGAGGCAUCGCAAGAGCAAGCACUACAGCACGCAGACGCACCAACGGCGGCUGGCACAUUGCGUGCCAUGGAAACCACAGGGCCUGAAAAAGGGGCGGCAGGACGCAUAGCUGUAGGGAAAAGCGACCCUGAUGAUUACUAUCUGAAUACUCCUCGGGGAGGUGCGUGCAUCAUCAUCGAUGUUAGAAACCCUCCACGCGUUACGAUGCCGAAGUCUGGCAUAGGACCGAUACCUAUAGGGAAACGUCCUGACAGCUCACUUGCGGACAAGCUGCAAAAUACAUUUGAGCAGUGGGGAUUCCGGGUGAAAGUUUAUGUUGACCCUGCGAAGGAAGAGUUGUUUCAAAACCUGGAGAAAGAAGCGAAGGGCAACUGGGACAUGGUGGCCUGUUGUUUCCUGACAUUUGUGCAUCAGCUGACAGAUGACCUGUGCACCCAGGACGGCUCCGUGAGCAUAAAAGACCUCACGGAAACUUUUGACGGAGCAAAUGCUUCCAACCUCUUGGGCAAACCCAAGCUCUUCUUCAUCCACACGUCGAAGACAAGCCGAGAAAUGAGCGUAUGCAGCGGAUUCAGUGACACGACGUCGAGAAAUACAUUGCCGGGCGAGCCUGAUUUCUUCAUCUGCACCUCGGGACAGCAAACAGAAGGCAAGGAGUCUACCGACGCAUUCAUUGAACAUUUCUGCAAAGUAUUCGACAAGUCUGCCAAGACCAUGGAACAACAGGACUUUACAGAGUUACUCCGAGCAGUCAACAGGGAACUUCUGAAUGCUGCAGUCGACAAGAGUGAUAUUCGAUUGCCUAGCCACAUAUCAACUCUCAGAAGGCGGUUGUACUUCCGCAAGGCGUCUGAACAGUCUGGAUCUUCAACGAGAGUUCCAGGAACUGAGGACAUCAAGAAAAAGACAACCAUGCACGGAACCCUGAAAGGAAGUCAGAAAGAACUUUUACAGAUGACGUCGACACCGGAGCAGCCCUGCUCUUCCUGAAGCAGAUAUGGGAUCCAUAUGCAAGGAUCUUUUUUUUUUUACCUUGUACCUAAUUGUUCCUUGUCUUUCGCUGUUUCUCUUGCACAAGUGAGUGGCUACAUACAGCAGGUUUCAUUUGAUUUUUGUAAUAGCAAGUCGCCAUCAGCAUGGCUCACAUUUCCUCUUCUCUUUUCUUUCUAUUAAACAUAUCCCCCCCCCCCCGCGCAUGAGCACAGAUAUUCGUAAUUGACACAAAAGAUAAAAACGAAAACAACAAAGUUACAGUAUCACAACUUGUACGUGAGUAGAAUAUUAAAGUAUACGUAAUGUUG
Molecule: messenger RNA, 1756 nt
Organism: Ornithodoros turicata
Lineage: Eukaryota; Metazoa; Arthropoda; Arachnida; Ixodida; Argasidae
Exons: 7
Coding region: 108-1445 (445 amino acids)
Biological process (GO): proteolysis
Molecular function (GO): cysteine-type endopeptidase activity
Source: RefSeq, a predicted model, not a curated record